CACCGCCUCCUCGCCGCUGAUUGGCCACCGGAACUGUAGCUCAUACAGGCGGCCAAUCACCGGCGAGAAGGUGGAGCUUGGAGCGGAGAUCGAAGAAGAUCGAGGGAGCUGCAGGAACGAGUGAAGAGAGAGGCCAGAGAAGGAAGACAGCUGACAGCCAGGUAUGCAGGCUGUAGAUGGGAGAGGGAGAGAGCGAGCCCAGGCUGGAGCAGGAGUCAGCAAGGUAAGUAUCAUUGGUGUCAGUGGGAGGGAUAGUGCCCCAUCAUUUGUGUCACUAAUACCAACGAUGGGGCACUAUUCCUCCCCCCACUGACACCAACGAUGGGGCACUAUUCCUCCCCCCACUGACACCAACGAUGGGGCACUAUUCCUCC
This is a messenger RNA of Staurois parvus, 374 nucleotides long. Lineage: Eukaryota; Metazoa; Chordata; Amphibia; Anura; Ranidae. The record is from the annotation of a GenBank genome assembly.